GUAGCGAUUUGUUUUCAGUCGGAACACGUAAGGCACUCGAGUAUCAUGUUUGUUUUAGAUUUAUCUACAUCGUCUCGGGUCUACUCACAUUCAGUUUUCGCAGAUAAAUGACAAUUGUAACGAACAACACGUGUAUACGCGAUCAGGAUCCAGAUUAUGGCCCAACUUGUGAAUGAGGUUAUUUGUUCAUCACACCUCAAAGAUGCAUUCGGAGCGCCGAACGAUCACCGACUAACUGUCCGUCGGAACUUUCACUAGAGUUUUGAGAAGUCCGACGGUGGGAACCGGAGCAGAAAUGAUCACGAGAGGCGAGAGCAGCUCGUCCAAGAACGCCAAGGUGCAUGGACUGGGGUCAGCUGUACGAUGCGUACUUUCAUGACCCUAAGAACGAGGGAACCGAGUCCCUGCCUUCCAAGCAGGUUGAAUUUGCGGACAUAGGCUGUGGCUAUGGCGGAUUACUUGUAACAUUGUCCACCAUGUUUCCGGAUAAAUUGAUCCUCGGCAUGGAAAUCAGAGUCAAGGUUUCGGACUAUGUGACUGACCGCAUAGCAGCGCUCCGCCUUCAACACCCUGGACAGUACCGGAACAUUGCUUGCCUGAGGUCAAAUGCAAUGAAGUAUCUCCCUAAUUACUUUCAGAAAGGACAGUUGAAAAAAAUGUUCUUCCUCUAUCCAGAUCCACAUUUCAAAAAGGCAAAGCACAAGUGGCGUAUCAUUAAUAAAUCGCUUCUUGCCGAAUAUGCAUACGUGCUAGCCGAAGGGGCUAUCGUCUACACAAUGACCGAUGUCAAAGAUCUGCACGAGUGGAUGGUACAACAUUUUGUCGAGCAUCCGCUCUUUGAAAGAAUCCCUGAAGAACAAUUGACUUCAGAUCCAAUAGUUGCAAAGCUUUACGAAAGCACGGAAGAGGGCCAAAAGGUGACAAGAAACAAGGGGAAUAAAUUUCCAGCUGUGUUUCGACGGAUUCCAGAUCCAUUCGUGGAAAACCGUAGCUAACAGUUCGGUACUCGUGAUGUUUUGUUGCUAAAAGUGAGGAACAAUAAGUAAUAAAUACAGAUCCUUAACGACGCUUGUACAUACACACGAAUUCAACUAUUUAUUGAUAACAAUUUAUUAGUUACAUGACUCACAAGACUCGGAAUCAUUGUCUUCUACAUUAAAUGUAACUUGCGAUUCCAAAUAAAAUUGCUUUGACUCAA
Molecule: messenger RNA, 1198 nt
Organism: Neodiprion virginianus
Lineage: Eukaryota; Metazoa; Arthropoda; Insecta; Hymenoptera; Diprionidae
Product: tRNA (guanine-N(7)-)-methyltransferase
Exons: 7
Coding region: 342-995 (217 amino acids)
Biological process (GO): RNA (guanine-N7)-methylation; tRNA methylation
Cellular component (GO): tRNA methyltransferase complex
Molecular function (GO): tRNA (guanine(46)-N7)-methyltransferase activity
Source: RefSeq, a predicted model, not a curated record